AUGGCGGACCCUACAGAUAUGACGGAAUUCAGCGACGAUCUGCUAGGUCUCAUCCUCUCCCACCUCCGUCUACCAGACCUCGCUCGCUGCGCGUGCGUGUCCCGCACUUUCCUCCGCGUUUUCCUCGACGACCCUCGCCUCUGGCAGCCCGCAUGCGACCGCCGAUGGGGCCACGUCACCUCUCUGCACACGUGGCUGUCCCCUCCCCACCAAUCCUCGCAGCUGCCAUUCGAUCAGCAGCCCCACGAUCAGCAGCAUGGGAAAUUGACGUCCUUUAAGAGCCUCUAUUACGUUCUGGACACGUGGGAGUCACUGAUUGGUUUCUGGCGCGGAGUCGGCGACGGCGGAUUGGGGUCGCUCGUCGCGUUCCAAUGGCGAGACGGCUAUAUCGAGGGCGUGCGCGUGCUUCCCGCAGCGCCGGUUGGCCCGCCAGCCAAUCACAGAGCAGUCGACGAUCGGCGUCGUCGUCGGUACGACGAUGCGCAUGGCGAUCGGCAUUACGAUCGGCAUGUCGAUCGGCUAGGCCAAGAGAGAAGCGUUUCGCCGUACGCUGUCGUCAGGGUUCCUUUCCUUCGCGUCGUCCCCGCACCUAGAGACCACUUCAUACCCGAUAUAGAGUAUCAUACAUUUCGACAAGGGAAAGCAGGUUAUAGCCAGCAGAUGGACGCGUCAGAUGUGUCUUGCUGGCUCGACGCUGAUUGGCCGACGCACGCUGACAAGAUCAUGCUGUCAGCCGGGGCGACCAAUGGCAGCGGGACACGUGGCAGCCAUCACCGUAGGCGCAGUUACAGCAGGGAAGGCGGAGGAUCGUGGGUGCCCGCAGAGGUUAAAUUCGUGUCGGGAAAUCACCUGGUAGUCUCCGCUGGCGGGAAUCAACACGUGUUGGGUUGGCGUCAUGGCGCCGUGGGAAACGGAAACGGAAACGGAAACGGGUUGCGACGUGGAUUAGGUGGUUUCUACGAAAGCGGGAACAGAAAGAUCAGCGGGAGCGACGCGAGAGGCACUAGUCUCAUUGACGACGGGCGGCUUUCCUCGUCGUUACCUCACGCAUCAUCACCAUGGUCAUCGAUGUAUGCGCACUCCCCGUCAUCCCGCGCCCGCCGCGCCUCCGCCCACCCUCCCUCCGCCUCCGCCCAUCCGCGCCCUUCAAACACCCAGGCGUUCCCCUUCUCCCCGCAGCCCUGUCCUCUCUUCACCUCCCCCUUGUCCUCCGCCCUGUCCUCCGCCUCCCCGCACACCCCGUCCCCCGCACCCUCCCCCUCCCCUUCCCCCUCCACUUCCUUCCCCCAGCAAGAGAGCCCUCCCCCAAGGCGCAACCUCCAGUUCGGGUCCCCCUCCCCCUCGUCCCCAUCCCCCUCGUCCCCCUUCCAUUCGUCCCCGUCCCCCAUUUCCCCCGCACCCUCUGUAGCAGCUGGGCAGUGUGAUGCCCGGCCUGACGAAGCUUCCAUGACUCGGUGCGAAUCAGAGCAAGGAGAGCAGGGAAGAGCGCAGGGCGGGAGGGAAGGGGAGCAGGACGCGGAGGAAGGGGAGCAGGGGGAAGAGCAGGACGGGGAGCAGGAAAGCGUGGUGCAGGGAAGGUUGAAGCCUGGGACGCAGGGGACGCAAGGGGGGCAGAGAAAGGUUCAGUUUCAGGUGGACGAUUUGGCCCCUUCCGGUCCAUAUCUCGUUAGAGAGGCCAAGGCAAGCAGCAGAGCUGGUAUGGCAGGUAGGGGAAAAGGGAAAAGCCGCAUAGCUGGUGGAACUGCUGAUGCAGCUGAUUCUGACCGCCUCUCCUCCUCCCUGCCAAACCCCUCCCCCGCCUGGUCCCCUUCCUCCUCCGCCUCCCUCCGCUCCACCUCCCUGCACGCGCCCUUCGAGCUUUACCAAUCGCUGGCGUCCAGGUCAGCAGCCGCAGGCGCCAGCAAGGCGAUGAGGCGGCAGCAGCGGAAGGAGAGGCAGCGGGCGGCAGAGAUAGCCGAGGCCGGGGGGGUGCGCAGCCAGCUUUCCGUUGGGAAUGCUGCUGUGGAGGUGGUUGGGGAGAGAGGGGCGUGGGGAGCGGAAAUAGGUGGGGGAAGGGGGUGGGGGAGGGGAGCGGAGGGGAGGGGAGGGGCGGGCGGAGGGGUUGGUGGUGGAAGGGGUGGAAGGGGCAAGGGAGAGGAGGAGCAUCUGGUGAGGGUGAUGCCUAACCAGCUGGAGCCGUCACCGCUGUGUCCCCUGCAGGGGCUCUGGAAGGUGGGUGGGUGGGCUUUUGAGGGGCGCCUCAAAAGGUAUCUGGGCGUCUGCCAGCACAGCAGCCUCGAUUUCAUCCUGCUCACAUGCACCGAAUCUGGACAUCUGCAGUGCCGCCGGGUGGCGCAGUACAAGCAGCCCCCACCGCACGCCCGCGCGGUUACCACCACCGCCACCCGCAGCAGCGAGCGGCGCCAGCGACGGCGACAGGCGAGAGCACGAGCUGAGGGGAGAGCUGAAAGGAGUGCCGGGGGGAGCACAGGGGGGAGAGCCGAAGGGAGAGGGGGAGGAAGUGGAGAGAGGGCAGCAGGAGAGGGAGCAGUGCGAGUAGAUGAGACAGCAGGAGGCGUUUCAUACGAGGAGGGAAAAGAGAGGGGAGCAAGGGCGGGGAGGGAGAGGGUGGAAGGUGGGGAAAGGAGACAGGGAGGGGGACAAGGGGGAGGAGGAGGAGGAGGGAGAGUGCAUGUGAGAGUGCAAGCAGCUCCGUAUAGCAGUGGGUACAGCAGACCAGGGAAAGCAGGGGCGAUCAGGUGGGUGGCGGAUCUGUCCUCGUUUGUGAGCGCUCCGUUACCGCCAAAAGAGCAGAGGCUAUUUGACCUGAAGCGACCUCUUUUUUGCCCAUCACAGGCAAUUGGGGAGACUGAGAGGAGGGGCGGAGGGGAAACCAGGGAGAGAGUGAGGGAUCAGAAUGGCAGUAGCGUUGCGAAUAGCAGCGGCAGCAGCGACAGCAGCAGCAGCAGCAGCAGCAGUGGGAGUGAGGAGAGCAAUGGGGAGGAGAGUGAGAGUGAUGAUAGUGAUGGUGACAAGAACAGCGGCAAUGGUGGCAGCAGUGGGGGAAGCAGGAGCAGUGGGCAGGCUGCUGCUGCUCCUAUGAUUCCAGGUGGAGCAUGCCGUGGGGUGGAGAGAGAAGCUGGAGUGGAAGAGAUGGAGGAGGUUGAAGAGAGAGAGGUGGUGGGGAUGCUUGUGACUGUGCCGGAUGGUGAUUGUAAUGAGGGUAUGGUGGGCUGCAGCAAGCACCCCAUGGCCGGCAGGGUUUGGCUGUAUGCGAGUGGGGGGUUUGGGUACUGGUCGGCACACACGGAUUAUGUGAUUGAUUACAGGCGUGUGUGGCACAGAGGGAAGCUGUGCCACGAUGCCACUCCGGCAUGGGCUCUGGAGGUCGCCUCUCUUUCCGCCUUCGCCUCGUCCCUCUCCGCGCUCCCCCCUCUCUUCUGGCAAUCGCUCCUCCUCUCCUCUGCGCUCGCCCUCUCCGCCCUCUCGCGCCUCCUCUCCCUGCCCACCGCACCCUCGCUUUUAUCACCCCCGUUACAAGCACCUCCGUCUCAGUCUCAACCCCCACCUGCUCCCGUUCAACCUGGGAUGCCGCAGCAGAGACACGAGCAGCAGCAACAGCAGCAGCAGCCGCAGCAGCAGCAGCAGCAGCAGCAGGGGGUACAGAAGGCGUCUACAGCAGCAGCAGCAGCAGGGCGGGAAGGAAAGGCUGGGGGUGAGCAUGUGAGCGUGGCAGAGCUGCAGCAGGUGGUGGGGUUGGUGCAUGCGCUCUCACGGCAUGUGGAGAAGAUCCAGCUGCACACGCGAGUCACCAGGCGCACUCUCAGAGACCCCAUGCUGCAGAGUAGAGGUAAGAACACGGGCUCGAAGCAGCAGGUGGUGAGAGUGGUGCAUGCGCUCUCAUGGCAUGUGGAGAAGAUCCAGCUGCACAAGCGAGUCACGAGGCGGACUCUCAGAGAUCCCAUGCUGCAGACAUCCAAGCUAGCAGAGGCGACAGCGCAGCAAGUACAAGGCCUUCAAGACGCCCUGGUGGCAUCUAGAAGGGAGUCGGAGGAGGUGCAGCUGCUGCUGCUGGGCGUGCAGGACCAGUCCGUGCGCCAGUUCGACCUCUUUUCUAACUCGCUGCGGCUCCUGCGCUCCCAGCAAGACGCUCUGAAAGCACAGCAGGAGACGCUAAAAUCACAGCAGGAGGUGUUGAGAGACGAGCAGGAGAGGCUUAAGGGGGAGCGGAUGGGUGUCUGGGAACAGCAGGAUGGUUCUGUGCGGUGGGAGCAGGUGGUUGAAGGCAUGCAGCAGCAGUUGUGCGCACAGCAGGACGAGCUGAAGGCGCAGCAGGAGGUGCUAUUGACGCAGCAGGAACAGGUGAGAGCGCACCUGCAGCAGGUGAGGAAUCAGCAGGAGCAGCUAGGGGCGCAGCAGGAGGAGGUGGGGGCGGAGAGGGAGCAGCUUCAGGCAGAACAGGAGGGCAUUCGGAGCGCCCAGGAGGGCUUGCUUGGGGCGCAGGAGAAGCUGCUGUCUCUGCUGGCAGCAGUUCAGCAGCGGCACGAGGACCAGCAGGGUUCUUCUUCCUCUGGAGGGGUGUCUGCGCCGAUCGAUCUCGCUUCUCUGCAGCAGAUGAGGGAGCAGCAGCAGGCGCUAGCUAAAGAGCAGGAGGCGUUAGUUAAAGAGCAGGAGAGGUUAAAUAAGGAGCAGGAGGAGGUGAAGCGGGAGCAGGAGAGGGUGGGGCGGAAGCAGAGGGAGGUGGAGCGGGAGCAGAGGCGAAUGGAGGAGUAUCAGCGGCAGCUGGCGGGAAGGCUGCUGGCGGCUGUGGUGGCUGUGGAGGAGCUGAGGAGGGAGAGGUGGGUGGGUGGAGAGAGAAGGGUGGCUGGGGUGAGUGGGAUGGGUGAGGGUGGUGACACUGGUGGUGAUGAUAGUGCCGCUGAUGCUGGUGGUGAUGCUACUGGUACUGCUGCAGGAGAUGCAGCGAAUGGACGUGCUGGGGGUGCUGCAGCGUCUCCUUCCUCCCCAUCUGCCCCACUGGAGGCAUCGCCACCUGCAGUUGACUAUUGGGCGGAGUGA
Closterium sp. NIES-65 is the source of this 5037-nucleotide messenger RNA. Lineage: Eukaryota; Viridiplantae; Streptophyta; Zygnematophyceae; Desmidiales; Closteriaceae. The record is from the annotation of a GenBank genome assembly.